AGACGCGCAAACUCCGGCGGAGCCCAGAAUAAAGUUAGCGGAGUUUGAGGAGUUUUCAGUGGAGUUCAGAGUUUCCAGAGGAGUCAUUAGUGGACAUAUCGGCGGAGUUUUCAGUGGUGUUGUUUGAGUUUUCAGCAGAGUUUAUUGAGUUUUUAGUGGAGUUUUCAUCACCCGUGGAUCCCCCCCCGAGGAUGUCCGGCUCGUUCUGCCGCAGUCUGUACGCCUUCACCGGGGAGCAGCACCGGGAGGGUCUCCGCUUCCAGCCCGGGGAGCUGAUCCUCAUCACACAGGCUCCCGAUGGAGGAUGGUGGGAGGGAGAGAAGGACGGAGCCCGAGGCUGGUUCCCGUCCACAUACGUGCAGAUGGAGCAGUGUGUGGACGAGCCGCUGCCCAAAGACUGGAGGAGCUACAUUUCUCCACAGGGACGCCAGUAUUACGUCAACACCAUCAGCCACGAGACGACAUGGGAGAGACCGUCCAGCACACCGGGGACCCCCAAAACACCCCUCAAACACACACACUCCGGCAGCACAGUGAAUGGGUUUCAUGCUAAUGGCAGCCCGUUGCAUCAGACGGAGGCGUCGCAUGUUCUGAUGCGCAAGACCAGCACAGAUCAACAGAGCCCCGUCUCCACGUCCCCCGUCCGGAAGCAUGAGAGUCCGUCUACAAUAACUAUGAACAGCGUGACGUUUCCUCUGCCGCUCCACAUGUCUGAACAGCAGCUUCUCAAACCAGAUGAGUGGAGUUACUGCGAUUACUUCUGGGCCGACAGAAAGGAGGUGCAGGGGAGCAGCUCCGGGUUCGAGGUGCUGCUGCAGAAACAGCUGAAGGGGAAGCAGAUGCAGAAGGAGAUGGCAGAGUUUGUGCGCGAGAGGAUCAGGAUUGAGGAGGAAUACGCCAAAAACCUGUCCAAACUCUCACAGACACCGCUGGCGGCGCAGGAGGAAGGAACUCUUGGAGAAGCCUGGACUCAGCUGAAGAAAAGCCUGACGGACGAAGCAGAGGUUCAUCUCAAGUUCUCCUCAAAGCUUCACAGUGAGGUGGAAAAGCCUCUGCUGGUGUUUCGGGAAAACUUCAAGAAGGACAUGAAGAAGUUUGACCAUCAGAUGUCAGACCUGCGCAAGCAUCUGUCCAGCCGGCACGCGGCCGUGGAGAAGGCCCGUAGAGCUCUGGCUGACCGGCAGAAGGAUCUGGAGUCCAAAACUCAGCAGAUGGAGAUUAAAGUCAACAGUAAGACGGAGGAGGACAUCAAGAAAGCGCGACGGAAAUCCACACAGGCGGGUGAUGAUCUGAUGAGGUGUGUCGACCUGUACAAUCAGUGCCAGUCCAAGUGGUUUGAGGAGAUGGUGACAAGCAGUCUGGAGCUGGAGCAUCUGGAGGUGGAGCGAGUGGAGAUGAUCAGACAACAUCUGUGUCAGUAUACAACACUACGACACGAAACAGACAUGUUCAACCAAAGCACAAUAGAGCCGGUGGACAAGCUGCUGCACUGCGUGGAUCCUGCCAGAGACAGAGAAUUAUGGGUAAAAGAACACAAGACUGGCGAGGUCAGACCAGUGGACAUGGAGAUCUGAGACACAGAAACACAAAGUAGACCAGUUCACGUGUCAAGACUGAGGAGCAAACGAAAUGACACACUUCCACUGAGAGGAAAUGAAGAGACUGUGUGAAUAUCAGCAGGAUUUAAAGCCAUGCACUGAUCUGAAAACAGUGUUCAACAGGACUUUAUUCAUAUGAAUUAUAGUACUAAUAUAUAAAUGCUGCUGUUACAUUUAAAUAGUACAAACUGUUUUAAUUCUGCACUGCAAAUAGAUGCCUUUCCUAUAUAGAGGUCUUGUCUUGUAGUUGAAAUGUAUUUAUUUUAUAAGUGAUUAAUUUCUGGUAUAUACUACACUGUUUUUGAACCAUACUAUAGUAACAUGUGUUAUAGUGUGUAUAUUACAAUAUUUAUCAAUAAAUGCUCCAGCAUACUGAAGUAUUAACUGUAGUGAACUGAUAAACUGUAAUAAAUACUGUAGUAUACUUCAGUUUUUACUACAGCAAAUCAUGAUGUAAUAUAAUAGACCCUAUAGUUGUAGAAAAUCUGUAGAAUCACAACAGAAUUUCUAUAGCUGUUUAGUUACCAUAGCAACUGUAGAAUUACCACAAGAGAUAAAUUACUAUAGUUGAUGAUGUGUUACCAUAGCAACUGUAAAAUCACCACAAAAGAUCAAUUGCUGUAGUUGCUGUGUUACCAUAGCAACUGUAGAAUCACCACAACAGAUCAAUUACUGUAGUUAUUGUGUUACCAUAGCAACUGUAGAAUCACCACAACAGAUCAAUUACUGUAGUUAUUGUGUUACCAUAGCAACUGUAGAAUCACCACAGCAGAUUAAUUACUAUAGUUAUUGUGUUACCGUAGCAACUGUAGAAUCACCACAGCAGAUUAUUUACUAUAGUUAUUGUGUUACCGUAGCAACUGUAGAAUCACCACAGCAGAUUAAUUACUAUAUUUAUUGUGUUUCCAUAGGAACUGUAGAAUCACCACAACAGAUCAAUUAUUAUAGUUAUUGUGUUACCAUAGCAACUGUAGAAUCACCACAACAGAUCAAUUACUGUAGUUAUUGUGUUACCAUAGCAACUGUAGAAUCACCACAGCAGAUUAAUUACUAUAGUUAUUGUGUUACCGUAGCAACUGUAGAAUCACCACAGCAGAUUAAUUACUAUAGUUAUUGUGUUACCGUAGGAACUGUAGAAUCACCACAACAGAUCAAUUACUAUAGUUAUUGUGUUACCAUAGAAACUGUAGAAUCACCACAGCAGAUUAAUUACUAUAUUUAUAGUGUUGGCAUAGCAACUGUAGAAUCAUAACAACAGAUCAAUUACUGUAGUUGUGUUACCAUAGCAACUAUAGAAUCACAACAGAUUAACUCAAGUUCUUCAGUAUGGUUCAAGAACACUACAGUAUUUUCUUUACAUUUUUGUAGUAUUUUUCUUUCAUCGAGGUUUUGUCUUGAAACAUGUAAAAAUGCAAGAAGUGUUUUCUUCUUUUCAAGAAGAUUGAAGAUUUUUCCAGUAGAAAUGAGCAAAAUAAUAAUGCUUUCUUACUAUUUCUAAAAACAGAACAAUAUUUGUACCUGUCCAGAAACAGCUUUGUUAGACAUUUGGACUAUAAACAAGACAAAACCUGAUAGGUGAAAGGCAUUGUGUUUGCAGUGUGUACUAACCAAUGCACCGCUUUCCUUAGUGUUGAUAUGAAUUAACAUUAUUUAUAUUUACCCAACAUAGCAUGUUUCUGAGUAAAACAAAGAGAAAAUAAAUGAUAAAGAGUACAUUCUCUCAGCAAGAUGGACUUGGAAAAUGAAAUUCUGAAUGAAUUAUAUGAAUUAUAUUUGGAUCAAUUUAUACAGCUGUCCUCUGCACUAUAAUAUCAAUUAGGGCUGUGGAUAUGACGAAAACAUGUGAAGAUAACAAUAUAUAUCAUGACUUCAACUCUUUUCAGUAAAUGCUAUUAAUAGUUUAUAUAUAUAUACUGACCACAUGCAAUUUUCUCACAUUAUUUAAAGAAAAAUAAAUAAAUUAUAUAUAUAUAUAUGAUUAGAUAAAAUAUUGAAAAUGACAAUAAUAUAUGAAAUAAUAGACGUUUUGAGUCAUGCAUACAUUAUAUGUGGUCAGAUUACACAUCACUAAUAUGAACAGUUUCAGUAAUGAGCAAUAAAACGCUCAGCGUUGAUAUCAAUAUAUGAGAGACAUGAUCAAAUCCUAAACAUUUGUAUAUUUGUUGUACCAGAAACAGAAAUGAUCUGUUGAUUCAUAUUCACAAUGCCAUAACAGACUCAGGCUUUACAUCACUUACAAAUAUACACAGCCACACGUGCAGAUGCUUUACUUUUAUUCUAUUUUCUGUCUGUAUGUUUGAAUAUAUAAUUAUACAGAAGUCUCAAACUGUCAUUAAUACUGUUCUUCUCAAGUGAUUUACUGUAGAACAACAUGUAUAUAUUGAGGGAGCUACAGAUAAUAUAUUGAAUGAUUCUGCAUAAUGCUUAUUUUUAUACCAAAUCAAUUAACAACUUUUCUAACAUGAUCUUCAAGAUGUUUCAGCUGGAUUGAAUAUUUUUCUGAAGAUACACUAAUACAAACAUGCCUCCUGCACAGACAAGAAAUACUGUGGAAGAAUAUCUUUUGUGUGUGUGUGUAUCACCAAUGAAUAUCACAAUAUUGUUAUUGAUUUAUAAUAAUUAAUACAGUGUUUUUGAACCAUACUAUAGUAAAGUGUGUUAUAAUCUUUUGCUGUAAUAAAUACUAUAGUGUACUUUAAUUUUUACUACAGUAUACUGUGGUGUAUUGUAGUAUAACAUACCCUAUACCCUAUACCUAGUAUUGGGUCAGUUGUUUUGUUACCAUAACAACUGUGGAAUCACCACAGCAGAUCAAUUACUGUACUUGUUGUGUUACCAUAGCAACUGUAGAGUCACCACAACUGAUCAGUUACUAUAGUUGUUGUGUUACCAUAGCAACUGUAGAAUCACAACAGAUUACUGUAGUUGUUUUUACCAUAGCAACUGUAGAAUACCCACAACAGGUUAAUUACUGUAGUUGUUGUUACCAUAGCAACUAAAGAAACAUCACAACAGAGCAUUUACUAUAGUUGUUGUGUUACCAUAGCAACUGUAGAAUUACCGCAACAGAUUAAUUACUGUAGUGUGUUGUGUUACCAUAGCAACUAUACAAUUACCACAACAGCUAAACUACUAGUCCUGUUACCAUAGCAACUGUAGAAUCACCACAACAGAUCAAUCACUGUGGUUGUUGUGUUACCAUAGCAACCAUAGAAUCGCCACAACACAUCAGUUACUAUUGUUGUGUUACCAUAGCAACUGUGCAAUUACCACAGCAGAUCAAUUACUGUAGUUGUUGUGUUACCAUAACAACUGUAGAAUCACCACAGCAGAUUAAUUCCAAGUGCUUUACUUCAGGAUGGUUCAUGAACAGUACAGUAUUUCCUAUAAAUUACUACAGUAUUUUUGUUCAUGUGGGUAACUGAUGCGCAUGUUUGUGUUGUAUAAUACAGUCCUUCUCUCUCUUACAUAGAUGUAAAUGAACUGCUGAACAUCGUCUGCUGAUGUUUACAGGAGCAUAAUGGCAUUAAAUGUAAAGUUCAACUAAAAACAUUGGCGGUGUUUAUGUAGAUGUCUUCAGUUUGUCCUUCAAUAAAU
Molecule: messenger RNA, 5195 nt
Organism: Danio aesculapii
Lineage: Eukaryota; Metazoa; Chordata; Actinopteri; Cypriniformes; Danionidae
Product: growth arrest-specific protein 7-like
Exons: 14
Coding region: 192-1574 (460 amino acids)
Biological process (GO): actin filament polymerization; neuron projection morphogenesis
Cellular component (GO): plasma membrane; actin filament; cytoplasm
Molecular function (GO): actin filament binding
Source: RefSeq, a predicted model, not a curated record